Molecule: messenger RNA, 1164 nt
Organism: Phanerochaete carnosa HHB-10118-sp
Lineage: Eukaryota; Fungi; Basidiomycota; Agaricomycetes; Polyporales; Phanerochaetaceae
Exons: 5
Coding region: 190-1071 (293 amino acids)
Biological process (GO): fatty acid beta-oxidation
Cellular component (GO): mitochondrion
Molecular function (GO): enoyl-CoA hydratase activity
Source: RefSeq, a predicted model, not a curated record
CGGUUUCACGACACGCCAGCUCACCGUUCUAGUUUGCAGCUACUGGCUCAGCAUCGUUUGAGGCGACGUCACCUCCAACACGGAACGCGCUCCGCGACAGCAGUAUAUAGCCCCGCUGCAUCUAACUUUGUCUGGAUACACACACGCUCUCAUCAGCCAAAUCUCCGAGCUCCUUAAAUUCUCCUUGGCAUGUCCACCAGACUAUUUCAGAGCUCUGCCUUCCGAGCUGCCCUCAGGUCCAGCAGAACCGUCUCCCCUCUCCACCUCCGUCUGCGGCUCAUGUCCACCAAGCAGUACGAGUACAUCCUCACCUCCAAGCCUGCUGAGGGCGUCGCCCUCAUCACGCUCAAUCGGCCCAAGGCCCUCAACGCGCUUUCCUCACCGCUCUUUGCAGAGCUGAACGAGGCCGUGGCCGAGUUCGAUGAAGACCAUUCUGUUGGCGCCAUAGUUCUGACCGGCAGUGAGCGGGCCUUCGCAGCGGGUGCCGACAUCAAGGAGAUGAAAGACAAGACCCUCAAUGAGGUCUACCAGAACAGGUUCCUCGAAGACUGGGGCAAAAUCACCUCGCUCCGCAAGCCCAUCAUCGCUGCCGUCAGCGGAUACGCGCUCGGCGGCGGCUGCGAACUCGCGCUCAUGUGCGACAUCAUCCUCGCGUCCCCGACAGCGACGUUCGGCCAGCCCGAGAUCAACAUCGGCGUCAUCCCCGGCGGCGGCGGCACGCAGCGCCUCGCGCGCGUGAUCGGCAAGUCGCGCACGAUGGAGCUCACCCUCACCGGACGCACCUUCAGCGCCGCCGAGGCCGAGAGCUGGGGCAUGGUCUCGCGCGUCGUCGGCGAGGGCGACGGCAAGGUCGUCGAGGAGGCCGUCGCCAUGGCCAAGACCAUCGCGAGCAAAGGCCGCCUCGCCGUCCAGGCCGGCAAGGAGGCCGUCAACGCUGCGUACGAGCAGACCCUCCGUGAGGGCCUCAACACGGAGCGCAAGCUGUUCCACAUGCUGUUCGCGACUCACGACCAGAAAGAGGGUAUGAGUGCCUUUGCUGAAAAGAGGAAGCCCGUCUGGAAGAACGCGUAAGUCUGUGUAUGCGGCGAAUGGAAUAUUAUGUACACUAUCAUAGCGGGACUUUCUGGAAAUCUGGAAAAUAAAAUGUGGCCUCGCGAAAACUCC